Hyaena hyaena (striped hyena) is the source of this 967-nucleotide messenger RNA. It is a transcript of the gene STMN3, whose product is annotated as stathmin 3. The transcript has 5 exons. Gene Ontology annotation, molecular function: tubulin binding. The record is from RefSeq and is a predicted model, not a curated record. Gene Ontology annotation, biological process: neuron projection development; microtubule depolymerization; regulation of microtubule polymerization or depolymerization. NCBI's taxonomy places the organism in Eukaryota, Metazoa, Chordata, Mammalia, Carnivora, Hyaenidae. The coding region runs from base 100 to 642 and encodes 180 amino acids. Gene Ontology annotation, cellular component: cytoplasm; neuron projection.
UCGCUCUCUCCCCUCCCCAGCACUGCAGCAUUCGCCGACCGCAGCUCCAGCCGCGCCCGCGCCUCCUCGGCCUCCGCAGCCUCCGCCGCCGCCAGCACCAUGGCCAGCACCAUGUCCGCCUACAAGGAGAAGAUGAAGGAGCUGUCAGUGCUGUCGCUCAUCUGCUCCUGUUUCUACUCACAGCCACACCCCAACACCAUCUACCAGUACGGGGACAUGGAGGUGAAGCAGCUGGACAAGAGGGCCUCUGGCCAGAGCUUCGAGGUCAUCCUCAAAUCCCCUUCUGACCUGUCCCCUGAGAGCCCAGUGCUCUCUUCUCCCCCCAAGAGGAAGGACACCUCCCUGGAGGGGCUGCAGAAGCGGCUGGAGGCAGCUGAGGAGCGGAGGAAGACGCAGGAGGCGCAGGUGCUAAAGCAGCUGGCCGAGCGGCGCGAGCACGAGCGCGAGGUGCUGCACAAGGCGCUGGAGGAGAACAACAACUUCAGCCGCCUGGCGGAGGAGAAGCUCAACUACAAGAUGGAGCUCAGCAAGGAGAUCCGCGAGGCGCACCUGGCGGCGCUGCGCGAGCGGCUGCGCGAGAAGGAGCUGCACGCGGCCGAAGUGCGCAGGAACAAGGAGCAGCGAGAGGAGAUGUCCGGCUGAGGGGCUGCGGGUCAGAGGCGCCUGGACCCUGAGAGGAGGCGUCAGCACAUGCGGGUUCUGGUUUCGUCUUGUUCCACUUUGUCUAGAUGCAACUUUGGUUCCUGCCCCUCCCGACCCUGCACUCCUCGCUCAUGCUUCUCCUUCUGCUCUGAGCUGUCCAGUCCUUGCGGCCUGUCGCUCUCCACAGGUGCUCCCUCAAGGAGUCACCAGGAGGUGGCACACAGUCCCUCAGUUCAGACACCAGGCCAGGCAGUGGCUGGGUCCCCUCUUGGUGGCCCUCUCAGCAAAUGUGGUGGCAGCCUCAAUAAAUCCAGUGGUGGUAGCA